Abrus precatorius (Indian licorice) is the source of this 2406-nucleotide messenger RNA. RefSeq names its product U4/U6 small nuclear ribonucleoprotein PRP4-like protein. Bases 190 to 1914 code for a protein of 574 amino acids. Gene Ontology annotation, molecular function: U4 snRNA binding; U6 snRNA binding; protein binding. Gene Ontology annotation, biological process: mRNA splicing, via spliceosome. The transcript has 6 exons. The record is from RefSeq and is a predicted model, not a curated record. NCBI's taxonomy places the organism in Eukaryota, Viridiplantae, Streptophyta, Magnoliopsida, Fabales, Fabaceae. Gene Ontology annotation, cellular component: U4/U6 x U5 tri-snRNP complex.
AUGUUACUCCGCCGGACUCUUGUAAAAUAUUUUGGGGUUCAAGACGCAGCGGAGUGAGGAAAAGCAACGAGCAGCAUUUCGAAGCUUUCUUUCUUUGCAUGUUUUAUAUCAGUGAAUAGCGAACAACACAGGUUCCAAUUUUUCUUCAAUCUGUUGAGUACUCCACAACCCAAUAACGAUUCAGGAAUCAUGGAAGUGGAGAAGGAAAAUACACCCUCAACCUCAACUGUUACUACAGAACCCUCUGUACCUGCCUCUGAUGGUCCAAACCCUGUUUCUUCUGCUAGUGCAUCUCUUACCCCUCCAAUACAACCUGCUAUUCCACAAGCUGUUGCUCCUUCUGCUGUACCUACUUUAGCUCCAAUUCCUGCAAUUCCUCCGCCUCGCCCACUGGCACCACUCCCAGUUCGGCCACCAGUCAUUAGGCCUCCUGUACCACAAAAUGGCGAGGUUGGAUCAAGUGACUCCGAUUCAGAUAAUGAUGAAUCGAAUGCAAGAAUCAACCAGGGUGCUGGGGAGUAUGAGAUAUCUGAAGAGAGUAGACUGGUAAGAGAGCGGCAGGAAAAGGCAAUGCAGGAACUCAUGAUGAAGAGGCGUGCUGCUGCUCUUGCUGUCCCUACAAAUGAUAUGGCUGUGCGAGCUCGGCUCCGCCAUCUUGGCGAACCAAUAACUCUGUUUGGUGAGAGAGAGAUGGAGAGGCGGGACAGGUUGAGGAUGAUAAUGGCAAAGCUGGAUGCUGAAGGCCAGCUAGAGAAGCUGAUGAAAGCUCAUGAGGAUGAAGAGGCUGCAGCUUCUGUUCCAAUGGAUGAGGCUGAGGAAGAACUGCAGUAUCCAUUUUACACUGAAGGGUCAAAGUCUCUUCUGGAUGCCAGAAUUGAUAUUGCUAAAUAUUCUUUGUCGAGGGCGGCAUCACGGCUUCAACGUGCACAGAGAAGAAGGGAUGAUCCAGAUGAAGACAUGGAUGCAGAGAUGGAUUGGGCAUUGAAGCAGGCUGGGAAUUUAAGUCUUGAAUUCAGUGAAAUUGGAGAUGAUCGGCCGCUUUCUGGUUGCUCCUUCUCAAGAGAUGGAAAAUGGCUUGCUACCUGUUCUCUGACUGGGGCUGCCAAGAUGUGGAGCAUGCCCAAAAUAAAGAAGUAUUCCACUUUUAAGGGGCACACAGAACGUGCUACUGAUGUUGCUUAUUCUCCUAAGCAUAAUCAUUUAGCAACUGCCUCUGCUGAUCGGACAGCAAGGUAUUGGAAUGAUCAAGGAUCUCUUUUGAAGACAUUUGAGGGUCAUCUUGACCGUCUUGCACGCAUUGCCUUCCAUCCAUCAGGGAAGUACCUGGGCACUGCUAGCUUUGACAAGACAUGGAGAUUAUGGGACAUAGAAACAGGAGAGGAGUUGCUUCUUCAAGAAGGUCAUAGUAGAAGUGUAUAUGGUUUAGCUUUCCACCAUGAUGGAUCAUUAGCUGCAUCUUGUGGACUGGAUGCUCUGGCUCGUGUUUGGGACCUCCGAACUGGUAGAAGUAUUCUUGCAUUGGAAGGUCAUGUUAAGCCGGUUCUUGGCAUCAAUUUUUCACCAAAUGGAUAUCAUCUAGCCACAGGCGGUGAAGACAAUACUUGUCGCAUUUGGGAUUUGAGGAAGAAGAAAUCCUUUUAUACAAUUCCUGCUCACUCUAAUUUAAUAUCACAAGUUAAAUUUGAGCCACAAGAGGGUUACUUUUUGGUAACUGCCUCAUAUGACAUGACAGCUAAGGUUUGGUCAGCCCGUGACUUUAAGCCUGUGAAAACACUUUCUGGCCAUGAAGCAAAAGUUACUUCUGUGGAUGUUCUUGGAGAUGGCGGUUAUAUCGUUACUGUCUCUCAUGAUCGCACCAUAAAGCUGUGGUCUAGUAAUAUGACUAGUGAAGAAGCUGCUAUGGAUGUGGACUAAGCCAUCUUUGAUGGGAUGCGAUUUCUGAAAGGACCUUGGUGGUGCAAAAUAGAUUAAUCAUUUUUGUUAGAAACAACAGCCUAGCUUGACUCAGUAGGUUGGAUUUAUAGUAACUAUAUAUUAGAUUGAAAAGAUGCUAUUUGCCUGUUGUAUCACGUCAAGUUCCCCAACUGAUUUCACAAUUGAGUAAAUGGAUCUUUUUAAAAUUCUUUUUUCUGGGGCAUCCUGUAUUUCUGGUGCUUUAUUUUUGUUUUCCCCUUUUAUUUAUUUUCUAAAUCCUUGUUACACUAGCAUGUUUAAAUUUAGAUGAUUCAACUGAGGGUAUUGCUUUGGUUGGUGAUACCCUCCCACUACCAAAAGGAGAAACAAGGCCGUGGCAUAAUUUGAAUAGCAGUUAAUCUUCAUUGACAUUAAUUUCUUGUCAUCCAACCAGUAGUAAUAGAAUAAACAACGGAUUUUGUCUUUAUAAGUAAAAUAUUUGUAUUUUAGUUC